AUGCAGUUGAACGAAGAGAUUGGCCUGUCUCUAGUCCCACAAAUCAGCACACUUCUCGCUGAGCCGCUCUCGGCCGAUAACUCCAGUACCUGGAAUAUCGCAACGAAGUGUGUCAAUGAGCUCAUCGCACACGUGUGCAAACCAGCCAAGAAUGCCAGCAAUGGCGAGGGUGAUAGCGUUGAUCGCAAUGACACAGAGGAUAUGGAUAUGAACGUUGAUGUGAGUAUCAAUUCGGCGCGCAGGCACGAGAUGGCGCAGAUGUUUGCAUCGCAACUGAAGGAGAUGCUGGGGUUCAAAUGCGCUCGAGUGUGGAACCUGGUCUUGGAUGUGAUCGGCUGCACUUACGAGUCCAUGGGCAAGAGUGCGACGCCUGUUAUGGACGGAGUGUUCAGCGCUGCAGUACAGCUAUACGCCACCCCCGAGUUCCACGCCCGCCAAUCCAUGAUGGCGAUGGUAGGUAAAGCCUGCAAGGCCAUUGGACCAGAGGCGCUGUUUACUGUGCGCCCAUUGAAUAUCGAUGCGAGUGUGGCCACGGACGAGUUCCCGUGGGCUUGGCUGCUGGUUGCUAUCAAUGGCAAUGUAGAGCGUACUGAAUUGGCGUACUUUGCCACAACAAUGCUCCCGCUGGCAACGGACAUGGGCGUGAUGGCCGAGCAACUGAAGGAGAAGUCGGGACACGCGGAGCAGGCAGCUACCUACCACAAGAUCCACCGGCAGAUAUGGAGUCUGUUCACAGGGUUCUGCACACGUCCAACGGAUGUGUGUUCAUCGUUCCCGUUGAUGGCGCGUACGCUGGGAGAGGUGAUCAGACAGAGGCCCGAUCUCCGAGUACUUGUGUGUGACGGUCUACGUACAAUUAUCGAGACCACGUGCAUGUCAAAAAAGAGCCUGAGAGUGGGUGUUGUAGGACUAGUAGAAGGAGAAGCUGAUCCACAUGCGACCGACAGAGCUGCCGUGGCCAAGUUUGCGAAGAACUUCUUGCCACUGCUGUUCAAUGCAUACGCCGAAAGCGCUUCCCAGGAGAUGAAGGCAUCCGUUCUCAAGUGUCUGGAGCGAUACGCCGCCAUCGCCGACCCCCAACUCGUCAAUACCUUCUUCGCGAAUGUGAUGAAGAAGUUGCUGCAGAGCAGCGCCGCCACACCCGAUUCUAUGGACACCAACAACGACACCACACGACGCACAGUCGAGCAAACCGCACAGAUGCACACCAUGAUGAACCUCGCAUUCGCGCUGUUGAACUACCUCAACGCGGACUCGCUGGGUCUGUACUACAAAGUACUGUGUCCGCAGUUGCUGGACAGAGACCCUACGCUACAGAAGCUGUCGUAUCAGUCGCUGUGUGCCGUCUGGGACCCCAAUGCACCGAAAACGCCGCACCAGGAGUUUGCCGCCGUACACCGUGCCGAUUUGAGGGAAGCUCUUUCGGGAUCGUAUCUCGCGGUGGCUGGAGCCGCCAAGAAGCAACGUCUGCGCAUAUUGUCGCUGCUUGUAGACCAAGCAUCGCCUGUCAUGCACGGCGCAUCAGAACUCGAAAUCAUUCCUGCGGCUGUGACCGAAGCCAUCUUGUCCACCAAGGAAGUCAAUGAGAAGACCCGUGAACUGGCUUACAGGUUGCUGGUUACCAUGGGAACGGCUAUGAUCCGUGCUGGGGAGGCUCAGGCCACGUUUGUAAACCCUAUGGGCGAGCGAGUGCCGGCCAGUCUGGACGAGCUUAUACUCAUGAUAGUGGCUGGUUUGGGCGGAACUACACCACACAUGAUCAGUGCUUCUGUGAUGUCAUUGGGACGACUAUUUUUCGAGUUCUCGACCCAACUGGCGCCCGCCAAGCGUGACGAGCUACUGCAAACCAUGCUCAUGAUGCUCAAGACCAAGAACCGUGAGAUCGCGAAGUCCAUGCUGGCGUUCUUCAAGAUCUGCAUAGUAUGUGUGUCACCCCAGGUGCUGGGCCAAUACUUACCAACCCUUCUGGAUACACUUAUGGGUUGGCCCGAUGACCAGAAACAGCACUUCAAGAUGAAAAUCCGGUUCUUGCUAGAGAGGCUGAUUAGAAAAUACGGACUGGAUGAGAUUACAAAUAUGAUGCCUGAGAAGGAUAGAAAACUCGUGGCGAAUAUCCGAAAGAGGAAGGAACAGGAUUUGCGCAAACAACGAGAAGAGAAGGAUGCCAGGAGGGAAUACGCUGAAAGCAAGAACCCCUUGGGCGCACCAGUGGGUGCCGCUAAGACCAAGGCACAGUCCUUCGAAGACAUCCUGUACGGAGCCGAUAGUGAUGAUAGCGAUGCUGAAGACGAUGGCAACGCAAAGACUGCCAAGAAAGAAGCCGAAGGCGCCACGUGGUUGAAGGGCGACACAGCUGAUGGCGAGAGCGAAGAUGUGCUGGACUUCUUAGAUGCGUCGGCCGUAAACCGAAUGGUAACUACCGACCCCGCACGCAUGGGCAGACGACAGAAGGCACACUGGAGUGAGUACGAUGCCGAUGGCAAGAUGCUCGUGGAGGAUCCCGAGGCUGAGAACGGAGACGAAGAAGAUGGCGACAGUGAUAACGCGAUGGAGAUACAAGACACCAAGAGGAUCAAGGGACAGAAGCGCAACAGAGAUAACACGUUCGACAUGAGUGGUGAUCAAGAUGACGAAGACAAGAAGGAUUGGAACCGAAGUAAGCGAGGCGGUGCCAAGCACAACGCUGGCAAGAACGAUACCGAGGGUCAGCAAUACGGAUCAAAGAAAGCGUCGGGAGAUAUGCGCAGAAAGGGCAACAAAUUCGAGCCUUUCGCAUAUGUGGCACUUGAUAAGAAGAACAUUAACAAACGCCACACAAAUAAGGCUGCCGGCACUUUCAAGGCUGUUAUGAGCAAGAAACACAAACGAAAUUAGAAGUUGUGGUUUUAUCUGAACACGACAAUAAUAAAAUGAUAUUUAGCUA
Molecule: messenger RNA, 2923 nt
Organism: Sphaeroforma arctica JP610
Lineage: Eukaryota; Ichthyosporea; Ichthyophonida
Exons: 11
Coding region: 1-2874 (957 amino acids)
Source: RefSeq, a predicted model, not a curated record